UGAUACGACCCUUAUUUACAUUCAGCAGCAUUCGUUAAUAUUAUAUCACACUAGCGAUCCAUAAUAGUACCAACUCUCCUUUUAUGGCGGCAAAAGCCCUCAUCGCACGACAAAGUGGUCUCUUCAACGAUCCUCUUUCAUCGUUUCCUACGUCCUGUUCCAUCAUCCCAUCCUUCCCUUUGUAUAGCAGCUUGCUACAAUGAGCAAUUCCCCCCAGAACCAUCUGGCCCAACACAUUCCCCGUAAAAUGUCUUCCCCACUCUCCUCACCCAGUUCCUCUGUGGGCCGUGGGAUGCCCAUUGCGCCAUCCGCUCACGAGGGGCCGUCUGGAAGCCCAGCCACCAGCUCCACUCUUCCUCUCACAGAUGACGAAAGUGAGCUUACCGAAGAAGAGGAACCCGAAAUUACUCUCGUAAAGGACAACGAUCCUGAUGACGAAGCAGAAGAAGAUAAUGAUACCGAUGAUCUAGCAGAUAACAGAAUGAAUCGCUCGGAAUCUCAAGCAACCACAACAUCCUUGACACCACCUCCAUCCGAUCCUGUAGCUGCUUCUCCGGUCAAUACUUCACAAAUAAUCAGCUCAGACAUUCCAGCAUCAAACACCCAUAUACUCAACGGCAGUAUGAUUCCCGAGAACUAUUCGCACAAGCGCGACGUCGGCCAAAUUAUAUCAUUCAGUCAUACAAACAAAGGGAGCAAUGGUGAUGGAGACAUGACGAUGCGACCUGCAGAAGAUGAUGGCGAAGACAGCGACCAGGGAACCGUCAAUGGUAUGAUGAAUGGCGCAGGAGAGGAUAUCUUGCAAAGACCCAUUAAACGCCUUGGAGAGCCGACAGACAUUGCCGAUACAGGGAAGGUGGCAGUACCAGCAUUCGCAGACGCUGAAGCCCAUAUGGAGGAGUAUGGCUGGAUCGAACCACCAGCACCCGAAGCAAUCCCACCUAUUUUGCUCAAACAAAAUUCUCACGCUCCCCCUCUUCCUCCAUCAGCUCUGCGUCAGCUUCUGCUCGUAGAGGUCAAGCUUGCUGAAUUGAGGAAUUGCCUUUAUCUAGAGAGGAUGGAAGAGGCUGCAGCGGAGGAAGAGAUGAUAUUGGAAGGAACGUAUCCCGCCUUGAAAUGCUUAUACAAAACCCUGGACGAGCGGCGUGAGCGCUUGCACGAAGGCGCCUCUAGAAGGUUCGAAGCUCAAUUGGCCGAGUUUAGGCGGAUGAGAGACGCUGAGAGGCACCUCAUAUGGUCGACUUGGACAGAAGAGCGAGAUAAACUCCACUGGGACGAAUUUCAGACAACAUGGAGCAAGCGUAGGAAAUUGGCCCGCGAGAAAGGCUUAAUUGAGACAACCAGGCUCACAAAACCUGUCCCGAGUCUUGAUCACCCUCACAGUAUCCAUCGGUUUGACUGGUAUCAAGAUGCUGUUCCAGCGCCUUUGGGGGCGGACAUAGCACAAAUGGAGGCUUUGGCCAUGAGCCGAAGGCCGCCCCCAAUGUUGCCUUUAGCCCGACGUGCUUCAACUGCUGCUUUGCCAUCAUCUUAUACCGCAACAGGAACAGUACAACAUUCUAGUACUGUAUCUGACGGUCCGAACAUAUACACUGCAUUUGGGCGCACGUCCAGACCGACUAACUCUAGUUUAGAAUUCACAGCUGGUACUGCUGCUAUGUAAAUGGCAUGGCGAGGAUUGCAGAAAAAAUGUCGCCGCCUUUGAAACUUGUACACGACAAGCAAGCAGUCAGUUGUGUAGAUGUGGGUCCUAAGAUCAUUGCAAAUUCAGCAGCCGUACGGUAAAUGUGGACAAUGAUAACAUAUAUCAUGAUUGCAUGUACCUCAUCAUUGCAUGUAUGGCUACUCAAUAAGGCGAGAUUGAUGUCGCCUUAAAUGUUCUUCUUCACUUCGUCUUUGGCAUCCCUCGCGGCGCCUGCAGCCUUCCCGAGUGUGCGGUUAGCGCCCUGACGGGCAGACUCAGCCGUCUCAGCUGCCUUGGACCCAAGGUUGUCAGCAGCGGAUUUGGCUUCGCCUUCAGACGGAGUCUUUGUGUCUGUCAAAUAAUGCCUAGUCAGUAUCGAAUGAUGCACGUCGGAUUUAAGACUGACCGAUGGUGUUCUUUGCACUCUGGGUGGCCUUUUCGGUGGAGUCAAUACCGCUCGCGAGUGUCUGGCCAACCUUCUUGUUGAGCUACCAAGCCUCAUGUCUCAGCGGCAAUGUCCAAGUAUGAUGAUAGGACUUACGUUCUCUGCGGUCUCCUUCACACUAUCAGUAAGGGACUUCUGACUAAGAGCAGAGGUGCUGAGCGGUCGGCUAGCUCUUGAAAAUGGAACGCGUGGAACGCGCGUGGCCAUAAAUCGGACGACGGACAUGAUAGGAAGUUGUGAAAGGUGGUUUAGUUAUGCGAGAGAUGGCUUGUAAGUAGUCUUGGUAACUCCACUUGAGAGCGCUUGUUGGGUCGUGAAGUGCUGGGAACGUAAAUCAUCAUCAUCCCAAUAAGAUGAAGGUAUAUAUAGUGGAGACGCAGUCAUGACAGAUGUGACAUAAUAGUCUAAAGUCUGGUGUCUGAUGACGAUACGAAGUAAAAGGUCAAAUGAUAAAAUAAUACAAACUACUGCUGA
Molecule: messenger RNA, 2603 nt
Organism: Cryptococcus deneoformans JEC21
Lineage: Eukaryota; Fungi; Basidiomycota; Tremellomycetes; Tremellales; Cryptococcaceae
Product: expressed protein
Exons: 7
Coding region: 200-1663 (487 amino acids)
Biological process (GO): negative regulation of transcription by RNA polymerase II
Cellular component (GO): Sin3-type complex
Molecular function (GO): histone deacetylase binding
Source: RefSeq, a predicted model, not a curated record